This is a messenger RNA of Cladophialophora immunda, 621 nucleotides long. RefSeq lists its product as uncharacterized. Gene Ontology annotation, biological process: mitotic DNA damage checkpoint signaling; protein phosphorylation. Gene Ontology annotation, molecular function: protein serine/threonine kinase activity; ATP binding. The coding region runs from base 1 to 621 and encodes 206 amino acids. The record is from RefSeq and is a predicted model, not a curated record. Lineage: Eukaryota; Fungi; Ascomycota; Eurotiomycetes; Chaetothyriales; Herpotrichiellaceae. The transcript has a single exon. Gene Ontology annotation, cellular component: nucleus; cytoplasm.
AUGCCCAAGUGUCUACAAGACUGUCUCUGGGCGAAAGAAGAGGACUUGUACCUCCCUUUGGACAGGGUCGACAUUACCAAGCAACCCCUGAGCGGCUCACAGCAUUAUCACGAAAACUGCAUAAUGCAUCGGGACAUUAAGCCUGACAAUGUGAUGAUGGGUGUCGUCGAGGGCGAUGGCAAGUCGGCCCGAUGGCUCUGCAAGUUCACGGACCAUGGCGCGGUGAAGGUGACCAGGCAACUCGUGGCGGGACAGGCUGGGUCGCCAUUUUACUGCGCGCCCGAGAUCCUGGAUCGUAAGCCUUAUGGCGAACGAGUCGACGUCUGGUCCCUCGGUGUUCUAUCCGUGGUGCUCUUUACGGGCCACGACCCCAUUCGCGACAAUCCCUACGUCGACAUAUAUCCGCAGUCAUCGUCGGAGGUUCGGGGUUGGAUGAACCUAGUCAGUAAGUUCAUCAAGUUGUGCUAUGAUCCGAAGUGGCGUCCCCUCCUCAACAACAUGCUCAUGGAGAAGCCCCUAAAGCGGUGGCCCGCGCGUCGGUGUCAGAUGUUCAUGGCAGACCCAUCCCAGCCGCGGGAUCGAAUCGUCUCCAUACUUCCAGCGUUGUCCUCGAAAGAAUAA